This is a messenger RNA of Penaeus monodon (black tiger shrimp), 3024 nucleotides long. It is a transcript of the gene ohgt, whose product is annotated as protein cereblon-like. NCBI's taxonomy places the organism in Eukaryota, Metazoa, Arthropoda, Malacostraca, Decapoda, Penaeidae. The record is from RefSeq and is a predicted model, not a curated record. The transcript has 9 exons. Bases 106 to 1677 code for a protein of 523 amino acids.
CGCCGCGUCCGACCGCAAGCGACCCGCAAUAAACCUCCGCCACAGCCAGGGAAAGAAACUUCGACAUUUCGGUUUUGGGCGAGUUCCGGCCAGUGAAGUAGACCCAUGGCUGACAGGGAUGACGGGCAUGGGCAGGAAGAUCGUGCGGAGAAUAUGGAGGAGGAGGUGGAGGGUGACAUUGGUCGAGGGGGAGCUGACGGAGGCGCAGGAGGAGGCGGCCGCGAGCAGGAUGUCGAGGCCAUCGAGGAGGACGUGGCCCGAGGUGGCCAGGGACCCCCUCCUCAGGGCCAAGGGGCGCCGCCCUUGCUCGUGAUGGACGAAGAGGAGCUGCCGCAGGAGUUGGUCCUGAUGGAGGAGGUGGAAAUUGAGGAAAUUUCAGAUGAAGACAGUUGGGCACAGUAUGAGAGUUGUGAGGAAUCCGAUGGGGGCAAUGGCAGUGGUGGAGAGGACAAUGGAGAACAGUUCGAUGCAACACUCCCUUCCAGACAUGUUUACCUUGGUGAAACCCAGGAACUCAGGGGCCGCACAGUCCAAGAUGAAAAUGACUACGUGACAAUACCUCUGCUACUGCACAACUCCCUCAUGAACCUUGUGCUCAUACCCACACAGACUCUUCCCAUGACCAUCUUCCAUCCCCUACAUGUGUCCAUGUUGCGAAACGUCAUUGCCAAGGACCGCACUUUUGGCAUUGUUCACACCAAACUCAAUCAAGAUGGAAACUCUGAGAUGGCACGCUAUGGCACCACAGCUGAGAUAUAUGAGUACCAAGAAGAGGAGCUUACUGGAGCCCUGACUAUCAAGGCAAAAGGGAGGCAAAGGUUCAAGGUUAUGUCAACAAGACAAGAGACAAGUGGAUUAAUUGUUGCAAGAGUAAAGAUCUUACCAGAGAUCCGAAUGGAAUGCCCUUUUGAGAUGGUGCGUCUUCGAUCACUAGACAAACUUACUCUACCUCGCCCACAAGAAGACAAGCCCUAUGUUGCACAUUCUCGUGACUUAGUAACUGUGAGGACAGCAAACAGCUGGCUUGUAAGGGGAAGAAAUGCAUGGCUGACACCUUGGCCAUCCUGGGUUUAUAACCAGUAUGAUGAUCUCUUGCUUGCCCAAAGACUUGUCAAUGAAAUAAAGAAGACCACCAUGAUACAACCUAACUUGCUGAAAUUACCCCGAGACCCUCAGGAAUUGUCUCACUGGGCAGCCAUCAACCUCCCACUUGAUGAUUCCCACAGACUCACCCUUCUUGGUCUUAACACACCAACACAACGUUUAAGAUACAUACUGUCUGUUAUCAGUAAGUGUAAAAUGUUGAUUUGUGUUCGCUGCAAUGAAGUGAUUGGUGACACAGCAGAUAUAUUCUCUAUGUCUGUGGAGGGACCUCAGGGAACUUUUGUUAAUCCUGGAGGUUAUGUUCACGAAAUGUUAACUCUUACCAAGGCCACUAAUCUCACUUACAAUGGGCGACCAUCCAUACAGCACUCAUGGUUUCCAGGGUAUGCGUGGACCAUUGCCAAUUGCUCAAGCUGUCACAGUCACAUGGGAUGGAAAUUCAAGGCAACAAACCGGAAAUUGAAGCCCCAGAAGUUUUUUGGUCUUACACGAAAGGCAGUUAGAGCUAAGCUGUUUUGGGAAGGUGAUGAGGGGGGAAAUGAGACUUGUGAUAUGGGCAUUACUUCAGGUUGAUUGAAGCAUUUCGUGCAAACUUAACAGAUGCAGCACGUAAGGAAGGGAAUCAUAACAUGGAUACCAAGUUAAGAUUUAUUAUUAUAUAACUUUCUCUGUGUAUAGGAGUAUUUCUUGAUUGUUAUAUUGUUUAAACUCAGAAUAGUUUUCUGUGGCACAUUGUGUAAUGGUGUCUACACUUUACAUGCAAAUAUAGUAAGUUUCAUCAUAGCAUAUAUUGUAGUGUAAUACAAUAUAUCAUACCAUUAUCAUAUGUAAGACCUUGAAAUAUUUAAACUUUUUCUCAGCAGUGUUAUGAAGGGUUGUAAUAUUAAUCAAUAUCUAGUCAUAAGACUCAAGUGAACUAUAUAGCCACACAAUGUUUAGAUGCAGCAUUUGUGUUCAGAAUUUUAUUACAGUUGGGUGGAAAAGUCAUGAUGUUGAAAUAUGCCCAUUCACUGUUUUCUUGUUUAUGAUAUUAAUUCAUUUUUAGACUUCUUUGUUCCCUUACGUAAUUUGGUGUAUUUUUUCAAGCUUUCCAUUUCACUUAGUAGUUUCAGAUUCCUAUUUUAAUCAGUGGGAAUAUACUUGUAGUACCUUUUAUGAAACUGUUUUAAAAAGCCUUGACAGCAAAAGACAAAUACUCUCCCAGAAACAGUGAAUGGUGCCAAAGGUAUGGAAAGUGUCAAAUGAUAGUCUAUAGUGAAGGUUUUACAGUUGGUAAUAGACAAGGGAAAUCAAAUUGUCAAAUACUGUAUUGCAAGUCUUAUAGGCUGGUUAUAUACUGUACAUAAUUUAUGUAGCAGUGAACAGUGAAGUGAUCUUAUAACUCUUUAUUUUAAAAGGCUUUGCCACUUGUGUUUUGGUCAGACAAAAUUGAUUUUUUUGUUGCUAUGCUAUGCUAGUUGCUGUAAGAGAUAACUUGUGACUUUUUGGCUUAAUCAGCAAAUGUGGAUAUUAUUAUGCCGUAUGUUGUCACAGUUCUUUGCUUCCCUUCUCUCUUUAUGUUUUCAUUAUCUUACGAGAUUUACUAUUUAUCUUAUGUAGGUGAUAGUAGUGUCAUAAGUAUUGUGAUAAUUCUUUCUGUUGAUUUUCAUAGUCAGUAGACCCGUUGUAAAUGAUUGUAAUCAUUUUGAUAUUAUUUAAGCCUAUUUUAGUUUGGAUGGUUUUGAGGUUUAUAUCAUUAUAAGCAUGCCCAUUAUUGUUUGUGAAUGGAGUACCCAAUAUGUAAAUUUGAGUGGCAACACAGCAACCUAUUAAAGGAAGUGGGAGGGUUAUUUCAUUUGGAUUGCUUGGUGGAAGGGAAUUAUGCUUCUCUCUCUCUCUCUCUCUCUCUCCUCUCUCUUGUUUUCUCUCUCUCUCUCUCUC